GAGGCGGGACUUUCCCGGCCACCGCCAGGGGGCGGGGCCUCGGAUCCGAAGGGUGGGCUUUGGAGGGCCCUGAGGAGCUGCUUCCUGGUCGCCUGGAUUCCUCGGCUUCCGUCUUAGCUCAAACCCUGGCCGGGCCGGCCCCGGGGUCGCCAUGGAGUCCACGCUGGGCGCCGGCAUCGCGAUGGCCGAGGCGCUGCAGAACCAGCUGCCCUGGUUGGAGAACGUGUGGCUCUGGGUCACCUUUCUGGGCGACCCCAAGAGCCUUUUUCUGUUCUACUUCCCCGUGGCCUACUACGUCUCUCGCCGGGUGGGCAUCGCGGUGCUCUGGAUCAGCCUCAUCACCGAGUGGCUCAACCUCGUCUUCAAGUGGUUUCUGUUUGGAGACAGGCCCUUUUGGUGGGUCCAUGAGUCUGGGUACUACAGCCAGGCUCCAGCCCAGGUUCACCAGUUCCCCUCGUCUUGUGAAACUGGUCCAGGGGAUUCAAUCACCAGGGGCACCUGGGUUCCACCCUCAUCCUCUCACCACAAGCUUCUGAAUCCCCUGGCAGGCAGCCCUUCCGGACACUGUAUGAUCACAGGAGCAGCCCUUUGGCCCAUAAUGACGGCCAUCUCUUCCCAAGUGGCCACUCGGACCCACAGCCGCUGGGUGAGGGUGAUACCUAGCUUGGCUUAUUGCACCUUCCUGCUGGCGGUCGGCUUGUCCCGGGUCUUCCUCUUAGCACAUUUCCCUCACCAGGUGUUGGCUGGCUUAAUAACUGGUGCUGUCCUGGGCUGGCUGAUGACCCCCCGGGUGCCCACGGAGCGGGAGCUAAGCUUCUACGGGUUGACCUCACUGGCCCUCUUGCUGGGUGCGAGCCUCAUCUAUUGGACCCUCUUUACACUGGGCCUGGAUCUUUCUUGGUCCAUCAACCUAGCCUCUAAGUGGUGUGAGCGGCCUGAGUGGGUGCACUUGGACAGCCGGCCCUUUGCCUCUCUGAGCCGUGACUCAGGGGCCGCCCUGGGUCUGGGCAUCGCCCUUCACUCCCCCUGCUAUGCCCAGGUGCGGCGGGCAUACCUGGGACACGGCCAGAAGCUAGCCUGCCUUGUGUUGGCCAUGGGGCUGCUGGGCCCCCUGGACUGGCUGGGCUACCCCCCUCAGAUCAGCCUUUUCUACAUCUUCAAUUUCCUCAAGCACACCCUCUGGCCAUGCCUGGUCCUGGCCCUCGUGCCCUGGCUGGUGUACACAUUCAGUGCCCAGGAGGCACCACCCAUCCGCUCUUCCUGACUCUAGGUGCCUCCUACUGCCACUUUCCCUCUCACAAAGCCCACACUCCGUGACCUCCACACUCUGGGGAGGCAGCCCUGUCCCCUUCCAGCCCCCAACAGGCCCUGCUCAUGGUGAAUUUUCUACUUCUCCCACCACCUGGUCUCAGCCCCAAAGAAGGGCCUUCUCUCUCCCAGGAAGGCUGGUCCUCCUCCUGCCUUCCCUCCCAAGUCCCCAAAGGGCAAAGGCAACAGCGAGACCAGUGGGUUCCUGUAACACUGUGAGGGGCUCAGAGCAGCCCCAAUAAAGCCCUUCCACACCUCUGGA
Messenger RNA from Balaenoptera acutorostrata (minke whale), 1570 nucleotides. It is a transcript of the gene G6PC3, whose product is annotated as glucose-6-phosphatase catalytic subunit 3. The record is from RefSeq and is a predicted model, not a curated record. The transcript has 6 exons. Gene Ontology annotation, molecular function: glucose-6-phosphatase activity. Gene Ontology annotation, biological process: gluconeogenesis; glucose 6-phosphate metabolic process. NCBI's taxonomy places the organism in Eukaryota, Metazoa, Chordata, Mammalia, Artiodactyla, Balaenopteridae. The coding region runs from base 152 to 1264 and encodes 370 amino acids. Gene Ontology annotation, cellular component: membrane.